Monopterus albus (swamp eel) is the source of this 3469-nucleotide messenger RNA. RefSeq names its product smoothelin-like protein 2. NCBI's taxonomy places the organism in Eukaryota, Metazoa, Chordata, Actinopteri, Synbranchiformes, Synbranchidae. The coding region runs from base 319 to 2034 and encodes 571 amino acids. Gene Ontology annotation, cellular component: membrane. The record is from RefSeq and is a predicted model, not a curated record. The transcript has 14 exons. Gene Ontology annotation, molecular function: protein binding.
UGAACUUUCUGCCGGAAGUGAUUACUUUGUUACGUCACCGUCAAGACUGUUAUUCUGAUAGUAGCGAUAGGAAGUUGUGCGCGUUUCAUGGCCGUUAGCAGUUAGCCGUUAGCCUGACAGUGCUGCUACUGCUACUGCUGCUACUGCUGAGAGACAAGAAGGGAGAGAGCGCGCGUGUUUGGGUGGUGGACUGCAGCUGGUGAAAAACACCGAACCCCGGUUACCUGAAAAUGCCUCACCGCCACAUGUAAACGGGCGAAACUCGCGGAGGGCAGAGAGUCAGAGCUCCAGGCAGGUUUAGAAGAAAAUAAGAGCAGGAUGUUGAAAGUUUUAGCUUGCGGCGCCAUAGUUUUUCCCGGUCUCUUCUUCGCCUUCAGGAGAAUCCUGCCCUGUGUGUUCAAACACUGGAGCGAUGCCGACGUGGUGCUGGUUAGUGAAAGACUGGUGUCCACCAUCCACGCCAUCAUGGCAACCACAUCAGGAGUCAUUGUUGUGUCAUCAUGCCAGAGCAACGUCAUUGACAGCAGGCACUGGCUGGUCACCUCCUUUGUCAUCUGGUACGGUGUGCCCUACAUGACAUAUGACCUCUUUGCCAUGUACCUCAGUCACUACCACCGUUUCCGUGUCGAAGGGUACGAGGACUACCAGCGGCAUUCACUGAGGACCAUAAACUCCUUCAUCCGCAGAGAGUUCCUGCUGGUGCUGCAUCACAUUGCUCUGCUCACCACCCUGCUGCCUGUCACACUGUUCUUCAGAAAGGACCAGGGGGAUUUCUUCAUUGGCUGCUUGUUUCUAACAGAGCUCAGCACACCCUUUGUCUCCCUGGGGAAGAUACUUAUUCAGGGCACUGAUGCUAAAGGAGAGAAAAACAUUGUUCAUGUCAACACAGCUACACAAGAGAAAGGGAAGCAAGACCAGGAAGAAUCACAUCUUCUGAUCAAACCACAUCUUCCCCUCACUGCAAUGACCAAAUCCAGCUCCGAAGCUCCAGGUGCUCCUCACUCUCCUGCCUUAGUGGCUACAGCAACUAAAGUAGCUCCAGUAAUAUCAAUGAUGCCUGCUAAAUGUGAUGCUGAUGAACCCCAGGCUCAUCUUCCUGUCUCUGCCAUGACAACCAAACCCAGUGUUGAGAGUUUGAUUGCAGCUAAACCUGCUCAAUCUCCAGCAUCAGUGCCUAAAAUAGCUGGCCAUUCUGCAGCAGAAGCAGUGGGAGGAGAAGCAGGGGAAUAUCCUUUUGCAAGAAACAACAGUGAACGUAAGCCACAGUUGCUUCUCUCUGCUAUGACCAAACCCAACACAGAGUCUUCAUCAUCAGCUGUACUAGCACAGUCUCCGAGUCUUUCAGCAUCGCAGGAACCUGCAGUGAAACCUGGGGAAUAUCCCUUUAAGCGAGCACCGAUUCUCAAGACACCCAGUCCCACUCUUAAGAGAAGUGUGAGCUUUCCUCAGCCUGCAGAAAAAUUACUUCCCUCCAAGUCAAUAAUAAAAUCCAGUUUCUCACCUACUUUGGACAAGAAAGUGAACAAGUCAGUGGGUUCUGAAUUUAAGCAGGAUGUAAUAAAAUCACAAACACUUCCACGUCCCAGUGGGGCUCAGGCCAAACGGGCUCUCUUUGAAAGGAUGAGCUCAGAGCCUAUUAAGCCAAAGGACUCCAAGCCUAAACUGAAGCGCUCUCAGAGUUUUGGAGUGUCCAGUGCCAGUGGCAUUAAACACAUCCUGUUGGAAUGGUGCCGCUCAAAAACCAUUGGUUAUCAGAAUAUAGACAUUCAGAACUUCUCAUCCAGUUGGAGUGAUGGGAUGGCUUUCUGUGCUCUGGUCCACUCUUUCUUCCCUCUGGAGUUUGAUUACAACACACUGGAUCCUGCUAACCACAAACACAACUUAGGGCUGGCCUUCACCACUGCUGAGCAGCAGGCUGACUGUCUCCGUCUGAUCGAGGUGGAGGACAUGAUGGAGAUGGGGGACAAGCCAGACCCUAUGUGUGUGUUUACAUAUGUCCAGUCCCUCUACAACCACCUGAAGAAGUUUGAGUAACUCUGUAUCAGAGUAGAUGACAAGUCUAGAUGUUAAUCACAGUGUGCUGUGAACACUUUGAGCUGACUUAAUGUGGAACUCACAAUCAGCAUCUGACUAUAAAACUAAUAGGAAACCACUGACCACAAUGGCUGUAACUUUGGACAAAUAUUUUUCCUCAUAAAAUCACAUUUCAUCAAUGCUUUACUGUAUGUGUGUAUUCACCAGUUCCACUGACUCCUCUUACAUUUAUAGUGGACUGCUUACCUUAAAAUGCAGUAUGUUAUGCAAGUUUAAGAAAUGAUAAUAAUUUGUUAUAAGUACUGUUGAUGAAUCAGUGUUUAAGAACAUAAGUAUUGUUACAAAUAAAAGGGUUAUGAACCAGUGUAAAGAUGCUCCAGUAGCGACAAAUUGAAAUUUUGCCUGAACUGAAUCUUAUGAUUUGAUUCGGUGAAAUAAAACAAUUUUCUAAUACUUAGGUCACAUGAUGCCAGGUCUGUCUGCUAAGGAUGACCAUGAGAUAUAUUUAAAAGCUCUUAAAAACUAGCAAGUGUACCUUCAGUACACGGUUGUCAAACUCUAUAUUCUUUUCAAGAUCAAGAAUGACCAUUCAUACACAACAUCUACUGUACAAAUAUGAACGUUUCCUGCUUUGCUCUAAUUAAUAUUGUAAUAUUUUGGCGAUUUUAACUGCUGAUGUGAUAAAAUGUCAUAUGUAGAUGUGAUCUUUGACUCUGAUAAACCUGAAUUGAUAAUGUGUUAUAGACUAAAUUGAUUGAGAAAAUCAGAUACAUUGAUAAUAAACGUAAUCAUUAGUUUCAGCCCUGACUGACUUAUGCAAUGAUGUGAUUCUAAUUGCGUCUUUAAAUAUGAAGACAAACUGGGAAACCAAGCCAGUUAUCAUCCAUGACCAAUCCCCAUCACCUAAACUCAGAUCAGUUUAGUGACACACAUUGUUAGAAAACCCCUGAUCAAAAUCUUGGAUUAAAAAAAAAAAAAUCUGUUUGAUCAUGGUGGUAAAUAAAGCGUUUUGUUAAGAUUUUCAGAAAACUGUGUCAGAGAUUCAUUAGCUGGAGCUUUAUGAUGUAUAACAGUGUGUACAUUGCCAUCUACUGGUAUAAUCGUGUUAGUGCAAAAGGCCAGUAGCAAAAAAAAAAAAUCUGUAUUUAAACUGGUAAACGUUAGACACCAAGCAUCAUAAGGUUCACACCAAGGUAAGGGGACACACAACUAAGAGGGAAUAGACUUCACUUUCCCCAGAAUCUACUCCUGAGCCUUGGGAUCUGACGCUAGCAUUUAAAAAUAAUUUCUUUACAAAUUGCCACUUUAAGUAUUUUAAGAACGCAACCAUUCCACCAUUAAAUUGCAAUUAAGUCUGUCCAAGAGAUAGAUGAAAAUAUUUACAGAAAUGUUUCAUAAGGAAAUGUUGAGCCUACAUAGAAGCUUUCUCGUGUUA